AUGAGCCGCCGCCCAACGGACCAACCAGCUGUACUAACUGCUGCCAGUGCGCAACCAACUGUGGUCACGUGUAGCACCGGUCUAUCUCCCCAAAUCCAAUCCAUUCCACAGGCGUCUCCGUUCCGUUCAAACCUGUCCGUCCUCGACCACGACGUCGUCACCGCCUCCCACCAACCGAUCCUGAUAAUCGUCACUGAAAUCAUCCAAGAGAUGAGUAGUCGUGGCGGGAAACUUGCCCCCGAUGUCAACCGAGCUCUGUUCGUCAAGAACUUGAGCUACAACGUCACUCCAGAGGAGUUGUUUGACCUCUUUGGAAAAUUCGGCCCAAUUCGUCAAGUUCGCCAGGGCAUCUCUACUUCGACCAAGGGAACGGCCUUUGUGGUGUACGAGGACGUGAUGGAUGCUAAGCAGGCAUGCGACAAGCUCAACGGCUUCAACUUCCAGAACCGCUACCUUGUUGUUCUGUAUCAUCAACCUGACAAGAUGGCCAAGUCAAAAGAGGACCUUGAGGCUCGUCGCGAGUCUUUAGCUCAACUCAAGAAGCAGCACGGCAUCGAUUGA
Molecule: messenger RNA, 561 nt
Organism: Drechmeria coniospora
Lineage: Eukaryota; Fungi; Ascomycota; Sordariomycetes; Hypocreales; Ophiocordycipitaceae
Exons: 5
Coding region: 1-561 (186 amino acids)
Cellular component (GO): nucleus; cytoplasm; ribonucleoprotein complex
Molecular function (GO): mRNA binding
Source: RefSeq, a predicted model, not a curated record